GCCCGGAUGUGCACUAAAAUGGAACAGCCCUUCUACCACGACGACUCGUACGCAGCGACGGGAUACGGGCGGGCCCCCGGCGGCCUCUCUCUGCACGACUACAAACUCCUGAAGCCCAGCCUGGCGCUCAACCUGACGGACCCCUACCGAGGACUCAAGGCGCCUGGGGCGCGCGGUCCCGGCCCGGAAGGCAGCGGCGCCGGCAGCUAUUUCUCGGGUCAGGGCUCUGACACAGGGGCUUCUCUGAAGCUCGCCUCCUCAGAGCUGGAGCGCCUGAUCGUCCCCAACAGCAACGGCGUGAUCACGACGACGCCCACGCCCCCGGGACAGUACUUUUACCCCCGCGGGGGCGGCAGCAGCGGAGGUGCAGGGGGCGCGGGGGGCGGCGUCACCGAGGAGCAGGAGGGCUUCGCCGACGGCUUCGUCAAAGCCCUGGACGACCUGCACAAGAUGAGCGGCCACCCGGCGCAGCUGAGCUUGGGUCGCGGCGCCUCCGCCUUCAAGGAGGAACCACAGACCGUGCCUGAGGCGCGCAGCCGCGACGCCACGCCGCCUGUGUCCCCCAUCAACAUGGAAGACCAGGAGCGCAUCAAAGUGGAGCGCAAGCGGCUGCGGAACCGGCUGGCGGCUACCAAGUGCCGGAAGCGGAAGCUGGAGCGCAUCGCGCGCCUGGAGGACAAGGUGAAGACACUGAAGGCCGAGAACGCGGGGUUGUCCAGCACCGCCGGGCUGCUCCGGGAGCAAGUGGCCCAGCUCAAACAGAAGGUCAUGACCCACGUGAGCAACGGCUGCCAGCUGCUCUUGGGGGUCAAGGGACACGCCUUCUGAGCGCCCCCCCUACGGAGACUCCAGCCUGGACUGCUGGGCGCACGCCUCCUUGGGCGAGGGGCCGGCAGUGGGCACCGCCAGCCACACUGGACUCUGCCCACGCCCCGCGCCCAGCCCUCACCUCGACGUUUACAGUUUCCCCACUUCCAUGCUUUUUUUUUUUUUUUUUGUAUUUUUUUUCUUUUGGAAACGGACUCGAUUCAUAUUGAAUAUAAUAUAUUUGUGUAUUUAACAGGGAGGGGAGAAGGGGGCGAUUGCGGCGGAGCUGGCCCCGCCGCCCGGUACUCGAGCCCGCGGGGACACUGGGGAGGGGGUCCCCGCCCCCUGCCCUCCCCCCUCUGCACUCUACUGUGGGCAGAAACACGCACUUGAUAUCUAAAGAGUUUAUUUUAAGAUGUGUUUGUGUGUGUGCGCGUAUGUUUUUAUUGAAUCUAUUUAAGUAAAAAACUGAUUCUUUAUUAAAUUGUGGCCUUUUUUUUAUUUCCAAGCCGGGCGGGUGGAGGAAGGAGAGUAAUAGGUGCCCCCCCAACUGCUGUUUGUGUCUCGCUGCU
Molecule: messenger RNA, 1379 nt
Organism: Fukomys damarensis (Damara mole-rat)
Lineage: Eukaryota; Metazoa; Chordata; Mammalia; Rodentia; Bathyergidae
Gene: Junb
Product: JunB proto-oncogene, AP-1 transcription factor subunit
Exons: 2
Coding region: 7-828 (273 amino acids)
Biological process (GO): regulation of cell cycle; regulation of transcription by RNA polymerase II; regulation of cell population proliferation
Cellular component (GO): transcription regulator complex
Molecular function (GO): RNA polymerase II cis-regulatory region sequence-specific DNA binding; DNA-binding transcription factor activity, RNA polymerase II-specific; transcription factor binding
Source: RefSeq, a predicted model, not a curated record